Messenger RNA from Elaeis guineensis (African oil palm), 723 nucleotides. RefSeq lists its product as uncharacterized. The record is from RefSeq and is a predicted model, not a curated record. Lineage: Eukaryota; Viridiplantae; Streptophyta; Magnoliopsida; Arecales; Arecaceae.
AUGGCGGCGGAGCUCGAGGAUGAGCAGUCCUCAACGUCCCGAUCCGACGAAUCCGACGGCGACGAUUCCACCUCUCUCUCCCUCUGCGACCUCCCCCUGGCGGACCAUGACGAGUCCGACGGCCCCAAUUCGUCCGACGAUUGCCAAUUAUCUCCUCCUCCUACGGACCCUUUCGAGUUCUUCUCCGGCAACCACUCGGCCGCCGAGGAGAUGUGCUCCGCCGAGGACGUCUUCCUCAAGGGGAACCUUCUCCCUUAUAAGGCCCCUCCGCAGUUGUCUCCGACAAAGAGGAGCGAUGCCCCCGCCCCCAAAAACGCACCUUUCGAUCACCGGCGGUCGGAGUCGCUCGACGGGAUCAACCGGCCCCGCGGCGGCGGGGGGCGCGCGGCGGAAUACCCGAGUCUGAGAAGGGCGGCCUCGGAAACGGACCCGAGGACCCCUCAGCCAGCACCACCACCGCCUCCGCCUCCGGCGACGCCGAGGUCGAGGCCCAAGUGGUAUCUGGUCGUUUUCGGGUCUGUAAGGGUGCCGGCGGCGAUGGAGAUGAAGGACAUCCGGAACCGGCAGAGGCAGCGGAGAACGACGCUGCUUGCGGAGUGUGGCGGGUGGAGGCGCGAAGAGGGGAGAGGCCCCUGGAAGCUUCUGCGCUCGCUGAGCUGCAAGGGGGUGGAGAGCACCGUCGUCGCGUCGCCCCUGAGCUACGUCUCGCACUUACGUGGGUGA